Messenger RNA from Peromyscus maniculatus bairdii (prairie deer mouse), 1702 nucleotides. It is a transcript of the gene Nodal, whose product is annotated as nodal growth differentiation factor. The record is from RefSeq and is a predicted model, not a curated record. Gene Ontology annotation, cellular component: extracellular region. Lineage: Eukaryota; Metazoa; Chordata; Mammalia; Rodentia; Cricetidae. Gene Ontology annotation, molecular function: cytokine activity; growth factor activity.
AUGAGUGCCCACUGCCUCCCUAUCCUUCUUCUCCAUGCCUGGUGGGCUCUACUCCAGCCGCGCGCCGCGACGGUGGCCGCCUUUCCUCUGUGGACACGGGGUCAGCCCUCGUCACCAUCCUCUCUCGCGUACAUGCUGAGCCUCUACCGAGACCCGCUGCCUCGGGCGGACAUCAUCCGCAGCCUCCAGGCGCAAGACGUGGAAGUGAGUGGGCAGAACUGGACCUUCGCGUUUGACUUCUCUUUUCUGAGCCAAGAAGAGGAUCUGGCAUGGGCGGAGCUCCGGCUGCCGCUGCCCGGCCCUGUGGACCUCCCCACGGAGGGCCCACUCACCAUUGAAAUUUUCCACCAGGCAAAGCUGGACCCAGGGCAGGACCCAAGCGACUGCCUGGAGCGAGUUCGGAUGGAGCGGUUCACGAUCGCCCGGUCUCAGGUGACUUUUUCCACAGACAGCACUGUCCUGGAGGUGACCCGGCCACUCUCCAGGUGGCUAAAGGACCCCAGGGCACUGGAGAAGCAGAUAUCCGGUCUGAAAGGAAAGUGCUGGAAUCAGCCCCACAUCCCACCCCUCACCGUCGCCAGCACCAACGUGCUCAUGCUCUACUCCAACCGGCCUCAGGAGCAGAGGCAGCUGGGUGGCGCCACUUUGCUCUGGGAAGCCGAAAGUUCCUGGCGGGCCCAGGAGGGACAGCUGUCUGAAGACCGGGGCCGAUGGGCCAGAAGGCACCGGAGACAUCACUUGCCAGACAGAAGCCAGCUGUGCAGGAGGGUCAAGUUCCAGGUGGACUUCAACCUGAUUGGCUGGGGCUCCUGGAUCAUCUACCCCAAACAGUACAACGCCUAUCGCUGUGAGGGCGAGUGUCCUAACCCUGUCGGGGAGGAGUUUCACCCUACCAACCACGCCUAUAUCCAGAGCCUAUUGAAACGCUACCAGCCCCACCGGGUCCCGUCCACAUGCUGUGCCCCUGUGAAGACCAAGCCACUGAGCAUGCUCUAUGUGGACAAUGGCAGGGUGCUCCUGGAACACCACAAGGACAUGAUUGUGGAGGAGUGUGGGUGCCUCUGACGGAGCCAGGGAGGUGCUGAAUCAGCUUGCCCUCCACAGUGCUGCACUCCGGGGAGACCCCACAGUGUCUAUCGGGGAGCAGAAAUGGAAGAAAGGCUCUGCCCGCCAGAGCGGAAGAGGAAGGCCUGCCCCCUGUGCAUACAGGGCUCUGAGACCUGCCAGGCCAGAGGCGACUGCGGGGGAGGCAGGAAUGGGGAAGCCUUGCAGGGGCUGGCUGGGCUCCCUGGAAACAGGGGUUAUGAACUGAGCGAGUGCUUUUUAAACUUUGAAGCCCUUGAGAUGGUGUGCAAAGGCUGGGGUAUAUAUGUAUUUAUUUUUGAGGCCUUCUGUAGCUUUCCUGUGUUCUUCAAAGCGGUCUGUGACCCACUGCCUCCCUAAAGAUCGGUAUAAUGUUAUUAGAUUAAAACUAGCCAUUUGGCUCUCCCUGCUUCAAGCUGGGCUAGGGGAACCCCACAACUUUCUGGCUGGCUGGGGCUAAUGUGGCCUUCCUCAGCGGCUCCCUGAUCUCUGCUAAUGAGUUGCCUAAACAAUAAAGCCACUGUCCAGCUCUCCCGGGGCCAGCUGGUGCCUUUGACCAGAGAGGCGGGCACUUGUCCAAGAGGGACUGGCCCAGGUGGACAAUAUAGAAGCCAGAGCG